AUGGUUGCACCGGUCACCAGGCAAGUGUUUUACAGGGAAGCGCUUUCAUAUGCCAUCGUCAACCUCAAACCUAUCGUACCGGGCCAUGUGCUUGUGAUCCCGACGCGGGUCGUCCCUAGACUAGCCGACCUCUCUGGACCUGAGUUGAGCUCCCUCAUCACAUCCGUUCAAACCGUAGGCAACGUGAUCGAGAAAGCAUACGGAGGUGACGCCCUCACCGUGGCAUGUCAGGACGGAAAGGCUGCGGGACAAUCAAUACCUCAUGUCCAUUUCCAUAUCCUGCCCCGGAAAUUUAGGGGUGAUUUUUUCUCGCAGCGGAUGGACGAUAUAUACCCUGCCUUAGAGAAAUCUGAGGCGUCCCUACCCAGAAGUUUCCUAGAGUCAAGGGGUGCAUCAGACCAUCAACACGAACCACUCAGAGUCGAUGCCGAUGAGAGCCGACCACCACGAACUUUGGAGGAAAUGGAGAAGGAAGCUACUUGGCUUAGGACUUUGUUUGCCCGACAUCAACCGAACGAGUGA
Pisolithus orientalis is the source of this 522-nucleotide messenger RNA. Its product is annotated as HIT-like domain-containing protein. The record is from RefSeq and is a predicted model, not a curated record. Gene Ontology annotation, molecular function: catalytic activity. The transcript has 4 exons. Bases 1 to 522 code for a protein of 173 amino acids. Lineage: Eukaryota; Fungi; Basidiomycota; Agaricomycetes; Boletales; Pisolithaceae.